Molecule: messenger RNA, 1599 nt
Organism: Haliotis rufescens (red abalone)
Lineage: Eukaryota; Metazoa; Mollusca; Gastropoda; Lepetellida; Haliotidae
Product: U11/U12 small nuclear ribonucleoprotein 25 kDa protein-like
Exons: 6
Coding region: 46-660 (204 amino acids)
Biological process (GO): mRNA splicing, via spliceosome
Cellular component (GO): U12-type spliceosomal complex
Molecular function (GO): protein binding
Source: RefSeq, a predicted model, not a curated record
UUGUAAAGUCACAUGAUCCAAAAUGGCUGCGCCCAUCGUCCCUGAAUGUGUUUAACGAACAAAAUCUUGACACUACCUAACGCGUCGAGGCAACAUAAUAGUGCACAACCUUUUUUACAGAUGGAGACGACUGUACAGGUGAAGACUGAGCCACUGGACAUUCCGGAGGACAGAGGUCAGCCGUGUGUGGACACCGAGGGGGAGGAGGGGGAGAUAGAGGAGACGGGGGUUGAUGAUGGCCUUCCCCAUCAAGAGGCCAUGGCCAGAGUGAACAGCACCAUAGCUGAACUCAUUGAAUCAGACCCACUGCUGAAGGACCUUCCUGGUGAGGUGACAUUAGAAGAGGUGAACUCGGCCAUUGCAGUGGAGUACGGCCAGGCCAUGGUGGUGGACGUGAUGCGGGCAGAUGGGGAAGUACUCAAGAUUGUGGUUGUGCAGGAUGCCAGUGUUCUUGAUCUGAAACAUGCUAUCAGAAGACAUGUCACUCUGCGUCAGUCCAGGAGAGGCGGGACAACCCUCAUCAGCUGGAGGUACAUCUGGAGGAGUUACUGGCUUUAUUUUGAUGGGCAGAAACUCAGCGACGACAGGAGGACUCUAAAAUCUUAUGGAAUUCGAAAUCGAGAUGAGAUCAUGUUCAUCCACAAACUUAGGAAAACAUGAAGAUAAAGGAGUGACAUGUUGGAUUUACAAAAAGAAGAGCCAUCAAUGUGAUUUUGGAAAACUUGAAUCAUCUAGAUGGACAGGAUAAUGUGAGUUGUCUUAGUGGUUCAGGAAAUGUGAGUCAUCUUUGUGGUUCAGGAAAAUGUGAGUCAUCUUUGUGGUUCAGGAAAAUGUGAGUCAGCUAGGUGGACAGGAAAAUGUGAGUCAUCUUUGUGGUUCUGGAAAAUGUGACUCAUCUAGGCAUGCUAGGUGGACACGGAAAUGUGAGUCAUCUUUGUGGUUCCGGAAAAUGUGAGUCAUCUUUGUGGACAGGAAAAUGUGAGUCAUCAUUGUGGUUCUGGAAAAUGUGAGUCAUCUAGGUGGACAGGAAAAUGUGAGUCAUCUUUUUGGUUCAGGAACAUGUGAGUCAUCUAGGUGGACAGGAAAAUGUGAGUCAUCUUUGUGGAUCUGGAAAAUGUGAGUCGCCUAGGUGGUUCAGGAAGAUGUGAGUCAUCUAGGUGGGACAGGAAAAUGUGAGUCAUCUUCGUGGGACAGGAAAAUGUGAGUCAUCUAGGAGGGACAGGAAAAUGUGAGUCAUCUUCGUGGGACAGGAAAAUGUGAAUCCUAAUGGGAUCACAUAACAAAAUGUGAAUCACCUGAGUGGGACAGGAAAGUGUGAAUCAUCUUGAUGGGACCGAAGACUGGAAUCAUUGAGGUGGGACAGAAAAAAACAGACAUGACACUGAGGAGAAAGAAGGAAAUGUGAUUCUUCAAGACUGGACUGUGGAAAAAGUGAAUCGUCUGUGAGUGAAUCAUUUGACUGAUAGUGGUGUGAAACAGUUUCUACCCCUGAUGUGUCAUAUUCUUCUGGAGGACUAGUGAUGUGAAUGAGUCUCUACCCCUGAUUUGCCAUAUGUCAUUACUAGGACUAGUGAGUAAAAUGAGUUUCUACCAUGUCUA